Drosophila subpulchrella is the source of this 358-nucleotide messenger RNA. RefSeq lists its product as uncharacterized. Bases 11 to 325 code for a protein of 104 amino acids. The transcript is spliced from 3 exons. The record is from RefSeq and is a predicted model, not a curated record. NCBI's taxonomy places the organism in Eukaryota, Metazoa, Arthropoda, Insecta, Diptera, Drosophilidae.
UGCAAAUACCAUGAGUCGAAUGAACCACAACAAGCCAAAAUGGGACGAAAGCCACAGUGCCAGGAAAGGAAACAAAUUAAAGCCAAACACAUGGGAAUCAGGUGGCAUAGGAAACCUAACCACAAAAUACAAUUACUUAGCUUUGUGCCUGGUUGGAGUUAUCGGAACUGCGUUUGACUUUUUCAUCAGAAACAAGAAAGCCAAGAAGCAAAUCCUGAAAUUUUGUUCUCUUCUGGUUGCGAUUGGAAAUCUUUUGAUGGUGUGCUUUCAAGCCACUGGCGGUCGAAACCGAAAAUAUAUGCGGAGAUCAAAUAAACAUAAGUGAAAACCUUGUGGAGAUUGAAUAAAAGCAAUUAGA